UCAUCUCUCUUUUUCAGUCUCUCCUGCUCUUCCUAUCAGAAGAUCGCGCUUUGUCUGUUUGGAGAUGUCGAGCGCCCAUCCAAUGACAUUAGGAAUCAAUAACUAACGCCCAUAUGAAAUGCAACUCACUAUCAAAGAGAGUAAAAACGGAAAACUCUUUAUUGCUCGGGGACCAUCACUAAGGAGUCAUGCCUACAUUUGCUCAAUUAACAGUAUUCAUCAAGAGACUGCCUGAUCUCUAUACAGUUGUCAAAGUUCCUCCUUCGGGGAGUCGAUCUGGCAGGCAAUGAGUUCUUACUUCGUUAAUUCCCUCUUCACGAAAUUUAAAGGAGGCGAUUCUCUGCGCUCCAGCUACUAUGACUGCUCCGGGUACGCGCAGGAUAUUGGAGGCAGACCGUCUGUGCUGUACGGUCACAACUCUGGAUCCGCGUUUCAGCACGCGGCUCAGUUCCCGGAUUUCUACCACCACGGUACAUCAUCCUUCUCCCACGCGUCUUACCAGCAGAACCCGUGCGCGGUAGCUUACCCUGGAGAUGCCACGGGUCAGGACAGUUUACAGAGACAGUCGUUCUUCAGCACACCAGAUGCGGAUUUUACGCAGUUUGGGGAUUGUAAUUUAAAGGUCAGCAGCAUCAGGGAUGAUCUGGAAGGUGCAGAACCGUGCACGGGGCAGCUCUUUCCAUGGAUGAGACCACAAGCUACCGGCCGGAGAAGGGGCAGGCAGACCUACAGCCGCUACCAGACUCUGGAGCUGGAGAAGGAGUUCCUGUUCAAUCCUUACCUGACCCGCAAGCGCCGCAUCGAGGUGUCUCACGCACUGGCCCUCACUGAGAGGCAGGUGAAGAUCUGGUUUCAGAACAGGCGCAUGAAGUGGAAAAAAGAGCACAACAAAGACAAGUUUCCCUGCAGCAAAGUGGAACAAGAGCAAAUCGAGAGAGAGAGGGAAGAGGGGAGCCAGGUAUCAGAAAAACACACAUCAGGAGAAGAGGACUCGGAGACUUCCAGUAAUUCUAAAUAAAAAAAAAAGAAACACCACUGCAAUCGAUCAAAUGCAAUUUAAAUAAAAGUCUGAGGUUUGUCUGUGGACACCCAAAGGCUAUCAAAUACAAAGCCAAUCAUAUAUUCCAUUUACUGCAGACUUGUUUCCAAACGGUGAUUAUUUCCGCUUAUUAUGGUUUGCUGAAUCAGUAUCAGUUUUGUAAAGUUUCACUGGUGUGAGUAGAUUACUCUUGAAGUUACUGUUGCAGAGAGGGCAUAUGAGGCGAAGGCUAUGGUCUGCAUGGCGUCAAUUUCCUCUCCAAAUUAUUAAGUCACAAUCGAAGAUAGGUUCUCUUCAGUAACUCUGUUAUAGCCUGUAAAAUGGGAUGAAGAAUCAGCAUUAGCGAGUGCAUUACUGUAUCUCUUACUGUAAGAAAAUGCAAUUUUAUGAUUGUUAAUUACUGUUCAGAAAUGAUUAUUCAGGUUUACAGAUCUUCAACCGAACUACCUAAUAUAUGGGUCAUUGCGUCAAUCAUUUUGUCAGUGUAUCCAUGCGUUAUGCUUUCCUGAGAGGGAUGGUUCAAACGCACAAUGUUAUUAUAUAAAAAAAAAAAUGCUGUGUAAAUAUUUGAUAUUGCAGUUCCGUGAAGCACUGUUCUAUUGUAUUUUCUAUUGUCUUUAAAUGGAAGUGGUUCCUGAAAGAAACCACAAUAAAAUCUAAGAAAAGAA
Messenger RNA from Carassius carassius (crucian carp), 1707 nucleotides. It is a transcript of the gene hoxb8b, whose product is annotated as homeobox B8b. Lineage: Eukaryota; Metazoa; Chordata; Actinopteri; Cypriniformes; Cyprinidae. The coding region runs from base 287 to 1018 and encodes 243 amino acids. The transcript is spliced from 3 exons. The record is from RefSeq and is a predicted model, not a curated record. Gene Ontology annotation, cellular component: nucleus. Gene Ontology annotation, biological process: regulation of transcription by RNA polymerase II. Gene Ontology annotation, molecular function: DNA-binding transcription factor activity, RNA polymerase II-specific; RNA polymerase II transcription regulatory region sequence-specific DNA binding.